Messenger RNA from Seriola dumerili (greater amberjack), 803 nucleotides. RefSeq lists its product as uncharacterized. NCBI's taxonomy places the organism in Eukaryota, Metazoa, Chordata, Actinopteri, Carangiformes, Carangidae. The record is from RefSeq and is a predicted model, not a curated record. The transcript has 2 exons. Bases 194 to 790 code for a protein of 198 amino acids.
ACAAACGCGCUUCUGUUCCUGCCUAAAGUUUGUUCCUCUGUGCUGCGUGUUUAGCUUUGCAUUGACCUCAUGAAAUACAAGACAACAUUCAGAUACACGGUACAGUUGUAUUAUAUAACAUCAGACACAUUCAUCAGAAGCUAACCGACUUUCUCUGUGACCGUUAGUAACGGUAGCGUUGCUAACAUUGUGGAUGUUUACAGCAGUGACACUCGGUGUCAGGAUCAAUGGCGUCCUGUUUGGCAGAGACCAUAGAGCUCCUUCAGUAGGCCUUUUCCUGCUUGGACUCUCUGCAGCAGUUUGCAUCUUGCAUCCCUCCAGCUCAUACCUGACCUCCCUCCAGAGAGAAGCAGAGUGGGCCAGCGAGGUUUUGGCUCCAGCGCUGGUCUCUUUCGACUUCCUGUGGCUCAGUCAAGACCACAACACAGCGCAUGUUCUCAUGUGUGGCUCUUGCCUGCUGCUGGGGCUGUGUGACUGGCUCUCAGCAGAUGCUCUCACAGUGAUGACUCGCUGCCUGGGCCUGUCCUCCUUGUCCUGCUGCCUCACAGUGUGUCUUUUUGCUGGUAAUGCUCUAGGGGCCCUGAGCGGUGUGGCCCUCAGUCUGCCCUUGCUUGUGACCCCACAGGUUGGAACAAACACUUUUGCUCCACUCAUUUCUCCAGCUUCCUCCGAGGGACUGAUGAAGUGGUUUUUGAAAGGGACGAUGUCGAUAGGCUGUUGGGCCUCAACGAAGGCCCUUGGCAAGUUUCUGUUGGAUGUGACUGACCGAUGUAACAUAGGAAUUUAUUAAAUCAGUAAAUAUC